AUGGGUUGGGGCUUGACCUUGUCGGUGGAUAUAACACCCUUCCAAUUGUGGUGCUCCAUGGGUUGGGGCUUGACCUUGUCGGUGGAUAUAACACCCUUCCAAUUGCGGUGCUCCAUGGGCUUGGGCUUGAACUUGUCGGUGGAUGUAACACCGGCAUCACCACUAAUUAUUUUGCAUGCCUCCUUGAUCUGGGGGAUUGCCUACUCUUUUGGCUCAUUCUUGAGUCACCAUCUUGCUGAUUGGGACAAGCAACGGGACGAGAUAAGGUCGGGAUCCCGUCGAUUGGGUGCUGGUGAUCCUUCUUCAAUGUUUGUGAUGGAGCCUUGGCACCCGCAGAACGUUCGAUGGCAUUCUUUCAUAGCCUUUUCGGCAAAUCCUGUGGCCGAAGGGUGGAACUUUUGCAUCUUACCAGCUCCCUCUCGGCAAAUCUGCCGAAAGGGAGGCAGUGUAGAGACAGUGUGGUGGCCACUUCUAUUUUCCCUGGCAUACGUAGCUGCUCGAGAUACAGUGGUGGCGGAAAAUCCUCCUCUCUACGUGGGUCGUGAAAGAGAUAUGAAAAUCUCAACAAGGAAUUUUGGAUUCCUAAUAAAUGCAGCCAUACCCACAUUUACAUGGAGGGUUGCAAGUGCUUGCGGCACUCCUCCACCCCGUCCUCAUCGCCGUCGUAGUUGCCAAUGCCACAACAGGCCGCAGCGGUGGCUUCAGCCUGCGCCUGGUCCCAGCCCCGGCUGGAACAGUACCAUCCACGUCGACGACGACGGCUUCCUGCACCUAAACGGGCCAAUUGGGCUCGACACCAACGUGCUUCGGCCGCACGUGCACCUUUUCCAAGGGAGGUACACCGUUGCCACCGGUGUCGGGAUGGGCCAUGGCCUCCAUACGUACACCCUUGCGAUGGAGAUGACCAGCAGCCUGACGUGGAUGCAGUGUGCGCCGAUCCAACACCUGUUUCAGCAGGUGCCGCCGCCCUUCAACCCGGCGACCUCGCCGUCAUUCCACCCACUCGCACCCACGAAACACAUUUGCUCGCCGCCGGGGCACAACGUGUGUAGGUUCCAUGCCACCCCCACCCGCCCCGGUGGCUCGCAGGCGAGUGGGGCGCUAGGCGCAGAGACCCUAUCCUUCGCGGCCUCGGGCCACGGCGCCAUGUUGGCGGUCAUUCCUACCGUCAUCAUUGGUUGCGCGCACACCACCGCGAGUUUCAAGAGCCAUGGGGUGGUCGCUGGCGUCUGUGGCCUGGGUAAGACGUACCCGUCACUCAUCUGGUUCCUUCGUCGUGACGGCUUGCAUCGCUUCUCCUAUUGCCUCUUCGUGCCCGGGUCGGCAAACCAGCACGGCUUCGUCCGGUUCGGUAACGACAUCCCGGUGGACACAAGGCACAUGAGGAGCACCAGGAUGCUCUACCCCGAGGAUAGCUCCUACUUCGUCAACCUCGUCGGCAUCAGCGUUGCCGGGUCGCGGCUGCGCGGCAACCUGGCGGAGGUGUUCAGGCGUCGACAGCUCGACGACGGCAGGUGGCAUAGCGGGUGCGUGAUCGACGCCGGGACACCCUGGGGUGUGAUGGUCAAGGCUGCGUAUGACAUCCUGGAGCACACCCUGGCAGAGCACGGUAGGAGGAUCGGGGUGACGCGGGUGCCCCGCACCAACUUCGGCCUCUGCUUCCGCGCAACCCGUGCCAUCCUCUCACAGUUGCCGAUGGUGACGCUGCACUUCGAGCAUGAGCAGGACCUCAUGCUCUCGCCGAAUAAGUUAUUCAUCACGCAAGAGCAAGACAUCUGCCUCACCGUGUCACCGAGCACACACAUCACCAUCAUCGGCGCGAUACAGCAACUGGGCACGCGCUUCAUCUACGACCUUGUCGUCGACAGGGUCUACUUUGCCCCCGAGAACUGCAAUGCCGACACCGGCGGCCAGGGUUGA
Molecule: messenger RNA, 1920 nt
Organism: Triticum aestivum (bread wheat)
Lineage: Eukaryota; Viridiplantae; Streptophyta; Magnoliopsida; Poales; Poaceae
Product: aspartic proteinase nepenthesin-1-like
Exons: 3
Coding region: 1-1920 (639 amino acids)
Cellular component (GO): extracellular region
Source: RefSeq, a predicted model, not a curated record